Molecule: messenger RNA, 961 nt
Organism: Magnolia sinica
Lineage: Eukaryota; Viridiplantae; Streptophyta; Magnoliopsida; Magnoliales; Magnoliaceae
Product: outer plastidial membrane protein porin-like
Exons: 6
Coding region: 1-678 (225 amino acids)
Cellular component (GO): cytoplasm
Molecular function (GO): GTP binding; ribosome binding
Source: RefSeq, a predicted model, not a curated record
AUGUCACCAGAUGUUUCUGUUAAACUCAAUAUGGCAAUCACUGCAUCAGGAACCAAGAAAGGCGAGCUGUUUCUGGCCGAUGUGAAUACGCAAUUGAAGAACAAGAACAUUACAACUGAUGUGAAAGUGGACACAAACUCUAACGUAAGACAUCCAGUUUGGUUGAAGUAUGUUGAACAAGAAUUGUCGAAGAAAAGGGGCAAGAGCAUUGAUGCUACAGAUCAAAUUGAGAAUGAUUUACAAAGUGCAGAGGAUGAAUUGUACGUCAUUCCAGAGCAUCUUAAGAUCAAUAAUGGGAAGGAGUUUCUCCUAACAGAUACUGUUGGAUUCAUCCAGAAGCUACCAACAACACUUGUUGCUGCAUUCAGAGCAACACUGGAGGAAAUAUCAGAGUCCUCGCUUUUGGUGCAUGUUGUGGAUAUCAGCCAUCCACUAGCUCAGCAACAGAUUGAUGCUAUCGACAAAGUUCUGUCAGAGCUAGAUGUUGCAUCAAUUCCAAAGCUAAUGGUUUGGAACAAGGUAUUUCUUGAUACUUUUUCCUUUAUUGUUCUUUCUUCAAUUUGUUUGGUCCAGCAUUACUUUAUUUUCUUUUUCCUCUGUUUGAGACACUACAUUAGAUGUAUGAUAACAGUUACUACUCCAAUCAUUAGCGUUGAAAACAAUAAACGUAUAAAUUGAUUCAUUGAAAAGUAGUCAAUUGAAUGAUGGUAGCAACAAAGGGUUAGGAUAUGGAGAUUGGAGUAGGAUCAAAACCAUGGGUAGAAGAUCCCCACCAAUGAGAUCUAACCUCACACCCAAACAACUUGGUCUAAAAACGGCAUAUAACCUUCCUAACUGGGAGGGCCCAUAUACUGCAGGGAAUAAACUUGAUUAAAUUCCCCUUCAUCACCCAUUGAUCCAUGCAAACACAGAGAACAUGCGUCAAGUAUGCAACUUCUACUGCCAUAGAACCUAGGGAGAU